AUGGCACGCACCAAGCAGACAGCGCGGAAGUCGACAGGAGGCAAGGCUCCACGGAAGCAGCUAGCUAUGAAUGUGGCUUGCAAGACUGCACCGGUUACUGGCGUAGUGAAGAAGAAGCAGCACCGCUACCGCCCAGGCACCGUGGCGCUUCGUGAGAUCCGCCGCUACCAGAAGACCACCGAGUUGCUGAUUCGCAGGGCGCCGUUCCAGCACUUGGUGCUUGAGAUAGCCCAGGGUUUCAAGACUGACCUGCGCUUCCAGAGCUCUGCGCUGAUGGCGCUGCAGGAGGCCUGCGAGGCCUACCUUGUGGCGCUGUUCGAAGACACCAACCUGUGUGCCAUCCACGCCAAGCGGGUGACCAUCAUGCCGAAAGACAUCCACCUGGCUCGUCGCAUUCGCGGAGAGCACUCUUAA
This is a messenger RNA of Mesocricetus auratus (golden hamster), 414 nucleotides long. Its product is annotated as histone H3-like. Gene Ontology annotation, molecular function: protein heterodimerization activity; structural constituent of chromatin; DNA binding. Lineage: Eukaryota; Metazoa; Chordata; Mammalia; Rodentia; Cricetidae. The transcript has a single exon. Bases 1 to 414 code for a protein of 137 amino acids. Gene Ontology annotation, cellular component: nucleosome. The record is from RefSeq and is a predicted model, not a curated record.